This is a messenger RNA of Oncorhynchus nerka (sockeye salmon), 744 nucleotides long. Its product is annotated as slit homolog 2 protein-like. Gene Ontology annotation, biological process: negative chemotaxis; negative regulation of cell growth; retinal ganglion cell axon guidance. The transcript has 4 exons. Bases 1 to 744 code for a protein of 247 amino acids. Gene Ontology annotation, molecular function: heparin binding; Roundabout binding. The record is from RefSeq and is a predicted model, not a curated record. NCBI's taxonomy places the organism in Eukaryota, Metazoa, Chordata, Actinopteri, Salmoniformes, Salmonidae.
AUGCGUACCCCACCAGAGGUCUCUUCACAGUCCCCAAGUCCAGACAUCCAUGCGUACCCCACCAGAGGUCUCUUCACAGUCCCCAAGUCCAGACAUCCAUGCGUACCCCACCAGAGGUCUCUUCACAGUCCCCAAGUCCAGACAUCCAUGCGUACCCCACCAGAGGUCUCUUCACAGUCCCCAAGUCCAGACAUCCAUGCGUACCCCACCAGAGGUCUGUUUAAACUACUAACACAGCUCAGACAUCCACCAGAGGUCUCUUCACAGUCCCCAAGUCCAGACAUCCAUGCGUACCCCACCAGAGGUCUCUUCACAGUCCCCAAGUCCAGACAUCCAUGCGUACCCCACCAGAGGGCUCUGGGGGCCAACCCCCUAUACUGUGACUGCAGGAUGCAGUGGCUGUCUGACUGGGUGCAGAGUGGGUAUAGGGAACCGGGUAUCGCCCGCUGUGCCGGUCCUGGAGACAUGACAGACAAACUACUGCUGACCACACCGUCCAAGAAGUUCACCUGCACAGGUCCUCUAGAUGUGGGUAUCCAGGCGAAGUGCGAUCCGUGUCUCUCCAACCCCUGUCACAACGACGGUACCUGCUCCAACCACCCCGUCACCUUCUAUCGCUGUAGCUGCCCCUACGGAUUCAAGGGUCAGGACUGCGAGGAACCUCUCCAUGCCUGUAUCGGUAACCCCUGUCAGAACGCUGGUACCUGCCAUCUGAAAGAAGGGGAACGCAGUAACUCCUGUUAG